AUGGCGGUGCCAAAGAAGGACAGUGGAAUCCAAUUGUUGAAGGACCCAAUUGCUCUACUUAAAUCAAAUUCCACAUUUAUUGUGACGUUGUUAAUGAUUAUAACACAAAACAUUUUCCUUUCUUCUUGCGGCACCGUGUUACGAGGGAAGACGAACAAAAAAUUAGGUGGAUCGCAGCCAACAGGGACUCCAUCAUUGGCUUGGUCCUGCGUUGUAGUUAUCGUCUCGCUUCUUUCAGGUGCUUCCGUCGUCCACAACAUCUACAAGCCUGAUCUUGUAAUUCUCUUACUUCGUAGCCUAAUCAGACUGCAAAUCGUGCAUGCCUGUAAGCUGUUUGAUUAAAAGACUGACACCUAAAACGUUGGUUUGUUGUUUGUGUGCCGACCCUACCUCCGGUGGAAAAAGAUCACGGGACGAACAAAAAUGAAUCAGAGAAACCAUGACAAUUUCUGUUGGCUUUUGCAGUUCGAAUUCGCACAAAUUUAUUUGUUCAACGUUAGAAUGUUUGCCUGGAUUCAUCUUCCUGUUUGAAUAUUUUAGACCUAUUAUGAAAUUUGCAAGACAGGUGAGAUGCAUUAUUAGUUAAUCAA
Messenger RNA from Mangifera indica (mango), 590 nucleotides. RefSeq lists its product as uncharacterized. Gene Ontology annotation, cellular component: mitochondrion. The transcript has 2 exons. The record is from RefSeq and is a predicted model, not a curated record. The coding region runs from base 1 to 342 and encodes 113 amino acids. Gene Ontology annotation, biological process: mitochondrial respiratory chain complex III assembly. NCBI's taxonomy places the organism in Eukaryota, Viridiplantae, Streptophyta, Magnoliopsida, Sapindales, Anacardiaceae.